CAAAACCAAAACAAACCACACUAUCAAGUGAUUUCAACAUCAAAUGUGAACAAAUUUAUCAUAAAAUUAGCCCAAAAAUGUUUAAAUAUUCGUUAGAAAGGCUGAUGUCCCAUAAAAACUUGUGCAAAUUGAGUCAAUUUCGAUGUAUGUCCCAUACACCCACCAGCAUCAAGGAUGUCACGAGCGGGAAGCACCAAGCCGGGGACCAGAUCAACAUUAAGGGUUGGGUUAAAUCCGUUCGCAAGCUGAAGGAACACGUUUUCCUGGAUACAAACGACGGCUCAUGCAGUCAAAACCUGCAACUGGUGGUCAGCAAAGCCCAGCUCAACGGAACUGCCUACGGAUCCUCCGUCAAUGUUAGUGGGACCCUAGGACUCACUCCGAAAAAUCAGCACGAGCUCAAAGUCGAACAAUUGGAAGAACUCGGCAGUUGUCCUCUCACCGAAGGGUAUCCUUACUAUCCGAAGAAAUCCUACCCACCGGACUACAUCCGGAAUCAUCUUCAUCUGCGGCCGCAGGUUUCCUCUCUCGCUGCGACUUUGCGCGUUCGGCAUCACGCAACAAAAUGCUUCCACGACUACCUCGAUCGGAAAGGAUUCUUCCAAAUUCACACUCCCAUCAUCACGUCCAAUGAUUGCGAAGGAGCUGGGGAAGCAUUCCUGGUCCGACCGGCUAAUCCAGAACUGCUCAAGCAAAUGGCCAAGAAAGACGUUCCGCUAGACCGAGCCUAUUUUGAUCGGCUGGCUUACCUGACCGUAUCCGGCCAACUGCACCUGGAAGCAAUGAGUCACGGAUUGGGGAAGGUUUACACCUUUGGUCCAACGUUCCGCGCGGAGAAUUCCAAAUCACCGAUUCACUUGAGCGAGUUCUACAUGCUGGAGCUCGAGGAGGCUUUCAUGGACAACCUGAAGGAUUUGAUGAACCGAAUCGAAUCCAUGCUUAAACAUGUAACUAAAUCACUGCUAGACGUUGCCUCGGAAGAUGUGGCCGCCGUCAGGAAGCUGACCACCGAUUCCACCUUAGAGGAUAGCUUCCGAUGGUUGGACAAGCCUUACCCUAGAAUCACCUUCCGGGAAGCCAUCGACCUGUUGGAGCAAAACCGAUCCAAGCUGAAGUCCCCCGUUCGUGCCGAGGAAGGUAUCAACAAGGAACAGGAACUGUUCCUGGUGAGCCACCUCCAAUGUCCCGUGUUCGUGACGGAUUGGCCGAAGGCGAUCAAAUCGUUCUACAUGCGGCAGAAUCCCACCGAUCCCGAGCUAGUGGAUGCGUUGGACUUCCUGGUGCCGCACGUGGGUGAGCUGGUCGGGGGAAGUGUCCGCGAAAAUGAUUACCAGCGGUUGAAGGCAAAACUGCCGGAUCAGGAAGCACUGAAGUGGUACUUGGAGCUGCGCCAGUUUGGAUCCGUUCCAACGGCUGGGUUCGGAUUGGGGCUGGAGCGAUACCUUUGCUGGGUGCUGAAUGUGCACAACAUUCGGGAUGUGAUACCGUUUCCGCGGUGGGCCCAUAACUGUGGUAUGUAAUUAAGUGAGAGAGGAAAUGAACGCAGUUCUGUUACGUUG
Aedes albopictus (Asian tiger mosquito) is the source of this 1559-nucleotide messenger RNA. It is a transcript of the gene AsnRS-m, whose product is annotated as probable asparagine--tRNA ligase, mitochondrial. NCBI's taxonomy places the organism in Eukaryota, Metazoa, Arthropoda, Insecta, Diptera, Culicidae. The transcript is spliced from 2 exons. Gene Ontology annotation, cellular component: mitochondrion. The coding region runs from base 78 to 1520 and encodes 480 amino acids. Gene Ontology annotation, molecular function: asparagine-tRNA ligase activity; ATP binding; nucleic acid binding. Gene Ontology annotation, biological process: asparaginyl-tRNA aminoacylation. The record is from RefSeq and is a predicted model, not a curated record.